Messenger RNA from Cephus cinctus (wheat stem sawfly), 4021 nucleotides. RefSeq names its product G protein-coupled receptor kinase 1 (gene Gprk1). The transcript has 15 exons. The record is from RefSeq and is a predicted model, not a curated record. Gene Ontology annotation, biological process: G protein-coupled receptor signaling pathway; regulation of signal transduction; protein phosphorylation. Bases 801 to 2870 code for a protein of 689 amino acids. Lineage: Eukaryota; Metazoa; Arthropoda; Insecta; Hymenoptera; Cephidae. Gene Ontology annotation, molecular function: ATP binding; G protein-coupled receptor kinase activity; G protein-coupled receptor binding.
GCCAAUGAACGUGUAGACGAUCCUCGGGUCGUAGUGGCUGGCUCGCUGGCUGUCAGUUAGUGAAGCAAAGCAGAGAAGGCUUCUCGGAGUAUCAUAGGGCAACGGUGCGCGCGUAUAUAAUUGAAGUCUGGUGUCGGCGCGUUGGUGCAUCUCCUAAGGUCGGAGAGGACAGACAGCAGACGGUGUAGUCGCGCGAUGAUAGGGUCGAUCAGUGCGAGAAUGCAGGCAUAGUGGGCCCGGGUACAAUGAGCGUUGGGGAACGAAAGCAAGUGGUGCGCGGUGCGUAGCAUUUCAGUGGCGCGCCAAGGGCCCGGAGUGCAAGACUACCGUGGCCUUUAGCGAGAGGGACCUUAGAGACGAAAGAAAAUAAUAAUCUAACGCUUCCAACGGCGAUAACCGGGACGUUCGCGUCCAUCGGAUACGUCGUCGUUUUACUGCCUCGCGGGUGAAUAAUCGAAGGAGCCAAACAGAACACUGUGAACAAGCUAGAAGGUUAAGGGGUAUAUUAGAGAUCAGUGGAAGGCCAUAGCUCUGUCCAUUUGUACGUCUCUGUCUGUCUGUCAGUCAACCAAUCAAUCAGUCAGUCAGUCGGUCUAUCGGUCAGUUCCGUAUCGAGGGAAUACGUUGUUCCGUGCGUGCGCGGCAAUGUUGGUAUCGGGCUAAAAAUAUGCAGUAAGGAGGGCUGUCAGUGGCGAAGGAACGUGUUGCGUGGCCGUGUAGGCCCGGCGAGGCUAGCUGCUGGCUGCUGAGUGUAAACCUGCCGUGACGAAGAGCUCGAGGUACCCGAGGAACCGAGCAAAAUGGCGGACCUCGAGGCGGUGCUGGCCGACGUCAGCUACUUGAUGGCCAUGGAGAAGAGCAAGUGCACGCCGGCGGCUCGGGCCAGCAAGAAGAUCGUCCUGCCGGAUCCUAGCGUGAGGAGUGUCAUGCACAAAUAUUUGGAGAAGAAGAACGAAGUGAAUUUCGAUAAAAUAUUCAAUCAAAUGCUAGGGUACCUUUUAUUUAAAGACUUCUGCGAGACUGUAGCGGAGGAACCAAUUCCGCAACUUAGGUUUUACGAAGAGAUCAAGGCGUACGAGAAGCUGGAAUGUCCUGAGGAGAGGAGAAAGCUCGCUCGUGAAAUAUAUGACAAUUUCAUCAUGAAAGAAUUACUGGCGCAUGCGCACGAAUACUCCAAAGAUGCUGUAGCACAUGUACAGAAAUAUCUAAUGAAGAACGAGGUUCCUGUUAAUUUAUUCGAGCCGUACAUCGAGGAGAUCUUCAAUCAUCUGCGAGGGGAGCCUUUCAAAAAGUUCCUGGAGAGCGACAAGUACACUCGUUUCUGCCAAUGGAAGAAUCUCGAGCUGAACAUACAGUUGACGAUGAACGACUUCAGCGUGCAUCGAAUAAUCGGUAGGGGUGGCUUCGGUGAGGUCUACGGGUGCCGGAAGGCCGACACCGGAAAGAUGUACGCGAUGAAGUGCCUCGACAAGAAGCGUAUAAAGAUGAAGCAGGGUGAGACGCUGGCACUGAACGAAAGGAUAAUGCUCUCGUUAGUCAGUACAGGGGUCGACUGCCCCUUCAUAGUGUGCAUGACCUACGCCUUCCAUACGCCUGACAAACUCUGCUUCAUCCUGGACCUCAUGAACGGCGGAGACCUUCACUAUCAUCUCAGCCAGCACGGUGUCUUCAACGAACCGGAAAUGAAGUUUUACGCAGCCGAGGUGAUCCUCGGCUUGGAGCACAUGCAUCGUAGGUAUAUCGUUUACCGGGACCUCAAGCCAGCCAAUAUACUCCUUGACGAACAUGGUCAUGUCAGAAUAUCUGAUCUUGGACUGGCCUGCGACUUCUCCAAGAAGAAACCCCACGCGAGCGUUGGUACUCACGGCUACAUGGCCCCGGAAGUCCUUUCUAAGGGUACGGCGUACGAUUCAAGCGCGGACUGGUUCUCCUUUGGAUGUAUGCUCUACAAGCUCUUGAAAGGUCACAGUCCCUUCAGACAGCACAAAACUAAGGACAAACACGAGAUAGAUCGUAUGACGCUCACCAUGGUUGGUAAUGUUGAGUUACCAGAGACUUUCUCACGGGAGUUGCGGUCGCUUUUGGAAGGUUUGCUACAACGAGAUAUCAACAACAGGCUCGGGUGCCGGGGAGGUGGGGCUGACGAGCUAAAAGAGCACCCAUUUUUCAGUGGUAUCGAUUGGCAGCAGGUUUACCUUCAAAAGUACACACCGCCGCUUAUACCGCCACGCGGGGAAGUCAAUGCCGCGGAUGCUUUCGACAUCGGCUCCUUCGACGAGGAGGACACCAAGGGUAUCAAGUUGACGGAUGCCGAUCAGGAUCUGUAUAAAAAUUUUCCUCUAGUCAUCUCGGAAAGAUGGCAGGCCGAAGUGGCGGAAACGGUGUUCGAGACAAUCAAUAAUGAAGCGGACAAGGUGGAAAACAAGAGGAAGGCCAAACAGAAACUGCGAUUCGAUGCCGAUGAAAAAGGAUCGGAUUGUAUUUUACACGGGUACAUCAAGAAGUUGGGCGGUCCGUUCGCAAGUGCGUGGCAGACGCGCUACGCGAAAUUAUAUCCAAACAGACUAGAACUUUAUCCUGAGUCCACUACUAAGCCAGAACUCGUCUUCCUGGACCAGGUAGAGGAAGUCGGAGCGGAUCUUCAGCACGUUAAAAGCGAACAGUGCAUCGUUGUUCGCACGCGAGACGCCAAAAUUGUACUCACCAACCCAGACGAAAUAGGUCUAAAAGAAUGGGCAUUGUCGUUAAGAUCGGCGCACAAGUGCUCGAUGGAGAUGCUUGGGAACAUGGCAAGAAAGGCUGGAAAGAUUUACGGGACUGAACGUGACCCAGUGAUUCCGCCGAUGCAGCGAUCAACGAACGGGAACUAGCCCCUUGCCAAAGUCGAUAGGUCGUCGUACUCCAGGCCCACUGCCCCGCAGCAGCAUCAUCGGCAUCAAUAACAGGAACAACAACAACGUUUUUUUAUACUACUAAGAGAUAGAGAAGCGAGCGACGCCCAGCGGUACUGAGAUAGCGUGGGCCUCUUCCCUAGACUCGCUCGUUUGACGAUCACUCAACCCUUUCUGCCCUUUGACCCCCCCGACAAUUCUCUAGCCCUGCCCUCCUCAACGAAACACCCUGGAUUCCUUGACAGAGGAAUGAGUCCGAAGAGCAUGAACAAAGGGAUAAUAAGAUUGGAAGACACAAGAACCGCAGACUGAACGAGAAGAAAAAGAGUACGAAUGUAAGGAUGGAGGUGGAUUGAUGCCGAGGAUGGUUAUUUGGAAGGUGAAGGAAGGGUAAGGGAUCAUCCCCCUUGUACGGCGGGUAGCGCCGCGCUGUAUAGAGACUCUAGCGAGUAGCGUCGUCGCACCUUAGUCCCCGGAGACGCUCUACACCUAAUCCGGGCACCCGGGACGAAACACGGAUGCGUAGCGUCACGUCGUUAUAUUUGUACGUUAACUGUAUGUGGAGAGUGGCGUUAGCGAUUAGCGACCGAGCCACGGACACACCGGUAGUGUAUUAUUCAUUAAUAUUACUACUUGCAGAAUUAUCAUUCACCCUGAUAAGAUAUUUCCGACAAACAACAGAUAAAGAUUCGUCCCCUCACUCCACCCCAACCACGUCCUUUAUUCUCUUGCAUCUAUUCGCAUCCUAUUACUUGUUUACUUAAUUUAUUUACUAGUUAUCAGCCGUUUUUUUUUUUAUUGUCGCCAAUUAUACGGAUACUCCGAUACAUCCUUAGGACCUGUCUCCCUUUCAUGUACAAUGGUUGCAUUCAGACCUCCUUCUGCAUGUGGACAGAUACACAACGUUAUACACAGAGAGUCACAAACUAGAGAAUCCCUUUACGAUGAUAACAAUACGAAAUCGAUUUUAUUUAUUAUGUUAUUAUUGUAUCAGCGAUGAGAAACGAAAGAAAAACGGUCGUUUGUAUAUUGACAGGAAAAAAUUGAAUAUUGUUAUAACUGUGUACGUCCGGGCAGACACGCGCAGUCCGCUCCGGCAAUAAAAUGUGCGAUGAACGCAGCGGAACUUC